Labeo rohita (rohu) is the source of this 4948-nucleotide messenger RNA. It is a transcript of the gene ints2, whose product is annotated as integrator complex subunit 2. Gene Ontology annotation, biological process: snRNA 3'-end processing. The record is from RefSeq and is a predicted model, not a curated record. The transcript is spliced from 25 exons. Gene Ontology annotation, cellular component: integrator complex. Bases 536 to 4168 code for a protein of 1210 amino acids. Lineage: Eukaryota; Metazoa; Chordata; Actinopteri; Cypriniformes; Cyprinidae.
GUUUACAUAGAUAACAUUUUUGCCAUUACAGACACGUUGGAUUUUUAUAUAUGUAAAUAUUUUUAUCUUUAUUGCGCUGUUGUGAUAACUUAACUAUGAACACGCCUGUGAUGACUAAACAAUGGUGUCUAGGUAGGCGGCUCACUAGAUUUUGAGACGCAGUCCUAGUUCAGCAUGCACACCGAAGGCAGAUGAGCGCUUGUGCUAAAACAAUUCAGUCCACUCUACCUUUUAGCCUGCUGUCAGUAAACAGUCUGGGGGACACUGAUGGUUUUAUACAGAAUAAGUCAAUUAUGUGAAGCAUAUAAAUAUUAAUACUGGAAUUACAGUGCUUCAUAUAGUUAAAUCUUGAUGAAUGGAUCGCUGAUUAAUAGCUCUAGUGGCUAGCCUGUUAGCUUACCGGUGUACUGUACUACUGUGACCGACGACGCUCAACUUCCUGUAGGCGUGAGAAUCACGAAAGACCGCAGUCUCGCGGGCCUCUUCGGGGCUUGUGUUUUGAUUGUAACUAGCGGCUCUGGUAAACUUAAGCAGAAUGGCAGACACUGCCAGUCUUCAGUUUGUGAGCCCAUAUGCAUUUGAGGCCAUGCAGAAGGUAGAUGUGGCCAGACUAGCAGCUUUAAGUGACCCAGAGCUGCGGCUCCUGCUGCCCUGUCUGGUGAGGAUGGCUCUAUGCGCCCCUGCGGAUCAGAGUAACGCCUGGGCACAGGACAAAAAGCUCAUCCUGCGACUGCUGUCAGGCGUGGAGGCGGUAAACUCCAUCGUUGCACUGCUAUCUGUGGAUUUCCAUGCUCUGGAGCAGGAUGCUAGAAAAGAGCAGCAGCUAAGGCAUAAGGCUGGAGGCUCUAAUGGUGAGAGCAUCCUGGUCUCUCAGCUGCAGCAUGGUUUGACUCUGGAGUUUGAACACAGUGAUCCUCUCAGGAGACUCAGACUGGCUCUCAGUGAGCUGCUGGCCAUUAUGAACAAGGUGGCUGACUCUAAUGGAGAGUUUUUCCUCAAGUCUUCUGAGCUGUUUGAGAGUCCUGUAUACCUGGAGGAAGUGGCAGAUGUUCUUUGCAUCCUACAAGCAGAGCUGCCUUCUUUACUGCCUAUCAUUGAGGUAGCCGAGGCCCUGCUUCACGUGAGGAACGGAGAGUGGUUCCUGUGCCUGCUGGUGGCAAAUGUCCCAGACAGCUUCAGUGAGGUGUGCAGGGGAUUGAUAAAAAACGGAGAACGGCAGGAUGAGGAGAGCGUGGGUGGGCGGCGCAGGACAGAAGCUCUCCGGCAGCUGUGUCAGAUGAACCCUUCUCAGGCUCUGAACAUCAGGGCCAUGGUGGUGGAAGAGUGUCAUCUUCCAGGUCUGGGCGUUGCUUUAACGCUGGACUAUAAGCCAGACAUGGCGGAUGAGGCGGUCAGUCCUCUUGUGUCAUAUGUCAGUGGCCUGCUUCUGGGAACCAAUGGAAAAGUGCGUACUUGGUUCAGUAUGUUCAUUCGCAACGGUCAGCAGAGGAAAAGAGAGAGCAGCUCAGUGCUGUGGCAGAUGCGGAGGCAGCUGCUGUUGGAGCUGGUGGCCAUCUUACCCCGUUCGCGCAGUACCCACGUUCCCAACGACAGUGACAUGGACUCUGAGAGCAGCUCGGGGUACUCUGGUCUGCGAGAGGAGCAUGUGGUGAAGGCCAGCGCGCUGCUGCGGCUCUAUUGUGCACUUAUGGGGAUUGCUGGUCUUAGGCCCACAGAUGAAGAGGCGGAGCAACUGUUGCAGUUGAUGACCAGUCGUCCACCAGCCACGCCUGCAGGAGUGCGCUUUGUCUCCUUGUCCUUCUGCAAACUGCUGGCGUUCCCUACCCUUGUCAGUACUCCAGAACAGGAGCAACUGAUGGUAAUGUGGCUCAGCUGGAUGAUAAAAGAGGAGGAGUAUUUUGAGAGUGCCGCCGGUGUCUCGGCCUCUUUUGGAGAGAUGCUAUUACUGGUUGCCAUGUAUUUCCAUAGCAACCAGCUUAGUGCCAUCAUCGAGCUGGUUUGCUCCACCCUUGGGAUGAAGAUCGCCAUCAAACCCAGUUCGCUGAGCAAAAUGAAGACCAUUUUCACUCAGGAAAUCUUCACAGAACAGGUGGUCACGGCACAUGCCGUGCGAGUGGCCGUUACUAAUAACCUCAGUGCCAACAUCACAGGAUUCCUCCCCAUCCACUGCAUAUACCAGCUCCUGAGGAGCAGAGCCUUCACCAAACACAAAGUGUCCAUAAAGGACUGGAUCUUCAGACAGCUGUGCGAGACGACUACUCCACUCCACACUCAGCUGCUUCCAUUAAUUGAUGUUUACAUUAACUCCAUCCUGACCCCUGCUUCCAAGACCAACCCUGAGGCCACCAACCAGCCAAUCACAGAGCAGGAGAUCCUCAAUGUUUUCCAGGGCUUGGCAGGGGGAGAUGGAGGGAAAGUUCGUUCACAGUACACCAUCACCACCCAGUUGCUCAUUCUCUAUUACAUCCUGUCGUAUGAGGAAGCUCUGCUUGCUAAUACAAAGACGUUGGCACUUAUGCAGAAGAAACCAAAAUCCUACUCUCCUGCCCUCAUGGACCAGAUUCCCAUUAAACACCUCAUCCGCCAGGCCCAAGGACUGCAGCAGGAGCUAGGAGGCCUACAUUCUGCUCUUCUGCGUCUACUGGCCACAAACUAUCCUCACCUGUGCAUGGUGGAGGACUGGAUCAGUGAAGAGGAAGUGACUGGUACUCUGCCUUUACUGAGGAAGAUGUUGCUGACAUCCUCAUCCUGCAAAUACUCACAGAUACAACUACGAGAAGCUUUCCAGAAUGUUCUCUCCGGUGGGCUCAGGCUGCUGCGUAUCCUGGAGCACCUGACGCUGCUCUCUGCGGGAGACCUGAUCCCAUACGCAGAGGCUCUGACUGCCAGCAUGGGGCUGCUCUUAGAGGACGGCGUGUCUCGCAGGAUCCUACAGACUGUUAACAAACUCUGGAUGGUACUUAAUACAGUCAUGCCACGCAAGCUGUGGGUGAUGACAGUAAAUGCUCUGCAGCCUUCAGUAAAGCUGCUGCGACAACAGAGAUACACUCAGAACGAUCUGAUGGUGGAUCCUCUCAUCGUCCUGCGCUGCGACUCCAGAGUCUUCAGGUGUCCUCCACUAAUGGACAUCACUCUUCACAUGCUGAACGGGUACUUGUUGGCAUCUAAGGCCUACCUGAACGCCCACCUGAAAGAGACUGCUGAAUUUGAGCGACAGGCUCAGACCGUAUCAAACCUUGGGCUCAGUGGCCAACCUGACACACCUGAGGUCACCAGAGAGGAGCUGAAGAAUGCUCUGCUGGCUGCUCAGGACAGUGCAGCGGUACAGAUCUUGCUGGAGGUGUGUUUGCCGUCCCCUCAGGAGGAGCUGCAGCUGGGAGGAGGUGGAGGAGCAGACAGCCUGUUGAGGAGCGUUCAGUCUGCUCCAGGUAUUCCCAUGCGGAAGCAGGUGGGCGACACGGGGACUGGGCGGGGGGCCCAGGGGGAGCGCGAGGCAGAGGGCGGGCUGCUCAGUGACCUGAGGGAGGUGCAAUGUCUCAUCUGCUGCCUGCUGCACCAAAUGUUCAUCGCAGACCCCAACAUUGCCAAACUAGUACACUUCCAGGGUUAUCCGCAGGCUUUGCUCCCUCUGACGGUAGCAGGAAUUCCUUCCAUGCACAUCUGUCUAGACUUUAUCCCAGAACUCCUCGCUCAGCCGCAGCUAGAGAAACAGAUCUUCGCCAUACAGCUGUUGUCCCAUCUGUGCACCCAGUACGCCCUGCCCAAGUCCCUCAGCGUGGCACGUCUAGCCAUUAGUGUGAUGGGUACCCUCCUCACAGUGCUGACCCGCGCCAAGCGCUUUGCAUUUUUCAUGCCGACGCUGCCAUGCCUGGUUUCGUUCUGCAAGGCUUUCCCCCCACUCUUUGAUGAUGUCAUGUCCCUGUUGGUUCAGGUGGGACAGGUGUCCGCUGCUGAUGUCACCACAAAGGCCAGGGAUAUUGACCCUCUCAUCGCCAGGCUCCAGUAUCUGAGAGAGAAGCCACAGGAAAUACCGCUAUCAGAACCCAAAUACUCUCUACGCAAGAGGUCUGCAGAAGAGCUGGGUGGAGCCGAUCCUGAUGUACAGCUGUGCUAUCAAAUAGAGGCCACCUUCAUGGACAUCAUCAGCUCCAGCACACAGGCACUGUGACAACACAAACAGAAUAGAAAUGUUAAUAGGACUAUGCAUAGACUGAGUCCCAUGGAAAGGUUCAAAGGCUCAUGUUACAGGACUCUGGGAUGCAGAACAUGCAAAGCAGUAUAAUGAUAGAUGACUUACAGCUGUUGGAUUAGUGCUGGGACCAUUUGAGUUUAAACUCAGUCCAUUUAAAACACUGAACAUGAAUUUUCUCCAUUUUGGCAUCCCAAUACCACAAGUUAUGAAAACAUCUGGAUUGAAGGUAACGAAAGAAAUUCUAAUUUGAUAUAGUUUUACGUAAACUGCACUUAUAUGGUAUAUAUGAACAGUCAAAUCACGGGGUACCAUUUUUCAAAACAAAGGACAAGACGUACUGAAAGAUAAAUAUACAGAUUGCAAUUCCAUAUUCUGUUGCCAGCGAAACCACCAUCCAUAUUUGACUCAAAAUAACGUUUGCCUUUCCAGGAGGCAUCUUUUAAGACUUAAGUGAAUUGGACAUGCAUUCUCCGGCCUGUCUUGAAGAAUUGGAGUAAUUCUGGUCACAAAGAAACUCGCUGUAGAAGUAGUAGACAUUUUCUAAAUAGCGUGUUAGUUGAAUGUGUAUUUGAGUGUGUGACGAAAUGUGUGUCCAGGGCACUUAACAGUGAUAUUAUUGGUCUGUUUUCUAGACCACCAUGAUUUAAAAGAAGCUCAAAUUCACCUUUUCUUAAAGCCUGGCGUCUGAAUUUUGUUUUGUAUACAUGUCAGUCUUACGUUUUGAACAUUUGUAUUAAAACAUCUUUUUGGAAACUC